This is a messenger RNA of Dreissena polymorpha, 4197 nucleotides long. RefSeq names its product serine/threonine-protein phosphatase 6 regulatory ankyrin repeat subunit B-like. The record is from RefSeq and is a predicted model, not a curated record. Gene Ontology annotation, cellular component: cytoplasm. Lineage: Eukaryota; Metazoa; Mollusca; Bivalvia; Myida; Dreissenidae. The transcript has 29 exons. Gene Ontology annotation, molecular function: protein binding. Bases 1 to 3639 code for a protein of 1212 amino acids.
AUGGUUGCAGCAGAGAUGAUAGUACUGAUGGUGAAAGCAGUUAUGGCGUAUUACGGACCAUAUCCACUGCACGAAGCUGCAAGCUCGGGAGAUCUCGAGGCCGUGAAGUUCUUUAUCUCGAGAAAACACGUGGAUUCUUACGACCAGACAGGCCGGACGGCGUUGCAUAUAGCCAUAGAGAACGGUCACGUGACAUGCGUGCAGGAACUUCUGCUGCUUGGCGCAGACGUGAACAUUCCCAACAAGUCUACCGGUCAGACUGCCUGCCAUCAAGCCAGCUUUCUUGGCCGCUCGGACAUUCUGGACAUCUUGUUGCGCUACGGUGCAGCUGUGUUCGAAAUUGACAGGGAGAACUGCGAUCCGCUCCACUACGCCGCCAAGAACGACGCCGCCGUGGCCAUAGAGACGCUGGCAAAGCUAGGAGUCAGCAUGGAGUGUCGAGACAAGGUUGGCGCAACACCCCUGCAUGUCGCAGCGGCUCUCGGUAAACUGGUUUCCAUCCGUCAACUGUGUUCUUUGAAAGCCGACCUCAACUCUACAGAUCAGAAUAUCGAGACGCCUUUGCACAUGGCUGUGCGGUCCUCACAGACGUCUGCUAUAGCGGAGCUCGUGCAACUUGGGGCGAACGUAGAGGCCCGCAAUAAGGAUAACGAAUGUCCCCUGCACGUGGCUGUCCGAAUGGACCUAUGGACUUCCGCUCAGCAACUGAUUAAAUCUGGAGCCAGCAUGGACACUCCCUGGCAGAAAGGUGUCACGAGUCUUCACCUAGCGGCCAUAUAUAGCAGCUGUCACGUGAUUUCUCUUUUGGUAUUGGAGCGUUGUGACCUCAAUACAAGGGACAAGGCCGGAAACACGGCGCUCCAUCACGCGGUGAUGCGCGAGCAAACGGAAGCGAUAUCAAAGCUGGUGGAACUCGGGGCAGACGUAAACGCUAAGGGAAAGAGAGGCGACACGUGUUUGCACGUUGCAGUGAAGCUAAAAAAGACUAAACUCGUGCAGCUCCUCGUUCGCCUUGGGGCCGAUUGUAAUCUGGAAAACGAGCAACGUCUGUUUCCAGUCUAUCUCGCUGCGGUGAACGAUGACGUCAUAACAUGCCGCUGUCUGAAACGCGCUGGAGCUGACGUCAACAAGCUUAACACGGAAGGGGACACAGUCGUGCACAUUCUCGUGGAGGAGGAAAAGUUUGAAGGGUUCUCUGCCCUUGCUGACGUCAACGUCAAUCUGAACGUCCUCAACAAGGAUGGACUAACAGCGUUCCAUAUAAGUUCGGUGGAACGCAACCUGACGUCAAUGAGGAAGUUAAAAGAACUAGGGGCAAAUAUUAACGCCCCGGACAAGCACGGUCUGACGGCGCUGCAUCUAGCGGUGAUGCGAGGGGGCGGAGAAGAAACGGACCUGCUACACGAUCUUGGUGUGGACAUGGAUGCACCCACGCUUAAUUUCUCUCGCAAGAAGGACAUGCAUCCACUUGGGAAACAAGAAUGGCCGCCUGAAGACAUUGACCAUGGGGAGUACUGGAAAGUCAAAGGUGGACUCACUGCGGUACACCUGGCCUUUCUUCACGGUCAUGACGACCUUUUGAAGCACGUGGUCUCGUGUGGGUCGGACAUAAACCGAGCAAACAAGGACGGAGAGACGGUGUUUCACCUUGCCGUGUUUUACAACCGACUGGACAUGAUGAAAACGCUGCUGUCAUUGGGUGCGGACAGGAACUGUAAGGAUAGUAGAGGACGGACGCCGCUCCUUUAUGUCGCGCACACCGGAAGUUUAGAUGCUGUCCGAUUACUGCUUAAGAAUGGCGCUUGUAUCAACGAUAUUGAUAGUGAAGGACGACAGGCGAUACAUUACGCUGCAGCAGAGGGACAUUUCCUGCUACUUCCGGAAUUCACGGCACGCAGUCGGGCUGUAGACUUGAACUGCAAGGACAAUAUGGGUUUCACCCCGUUGCACAGGGCGUGUCAGGGCGGUCACGUGGACACGAUCGUUGACCUUCUAACCUUGGGGGCAGACGAUCUGGCCGUGGACAACGACGGCAACACGACGGUACACAUGGCGGCGUGCCAAGGUCAGACGGAGGUCAUAGCGCAGCUUGCGGCCCUUGGGAGCCGAAUGGACGCGCAGAAUCUGGAGAAGAAGACGCCUCUGCACGUUGCGGGUGAGGCGGGCCAGGGCGCGGUCAUGGAGCUCCUACUGCUGUGCGGUUGUGACCCAAAUAUCAGGGACAUGAACGACAAUCUGGCCAGUACAUUCCGUCUGUCCCCUGACCAGAAGCGGUCCGUGGCCAAAAGAAUCAAACAGUACAACGACAAUCACUCGGACAGGCAUCAAACAGGGGAGAUAACGUUCGAUUCUCGCAUGGUUCCCGCAGGCAAACCAAUCGAGUUCGAAAAGCUAGGGGUCAGCGUUCAGUUGACUUCCGAGAAGAAUUGUCGACCAAUCAUCUUCAUCCAUCGCACACCGGCGGAUUCUGCGCAGCUUGAUGUUCCUGUACGCGGACUUGAAGAGAUUUUGAGUGAUGUGUAUGAGCUGAGAGUGUUCGCCCUACCGGAAGAGUGUCCGCUCAGGAUAGAGGUCCCAUUGGAUGGUUAUCCCGGAAACUUUGAGGCGUUCUUGCGAACCGCCGAGGCCAAAGAGUACAGUGAGGUCACUACGUCGGAAGAAAAUGGGAUUCCAACCUUCAUCGGUAUGGUACCGGUACAGCAAGGUACGGUGAUAAAGUUUGCCGUGCUUGCGCGUCCCCGUGCGUACUCACACGUGAUUGAACCGAAUGGAGGCGUGAUUAUGUCGGAAAUAGACCGCCGGAUCAGGAUCGAGGUCCCUAAGGGUGCUGUGCGGGAAAAUGUCUCAUUCAACAUUCAGGUUCUGAAAACAUCCGAUUUGGACAGUUCUACUCCUGGUCUGUUCGCGGCGGACCUAGUCACGGUGACCCUCGAUCAGGCGCUCCGCUCGCCUGCGACGGUUCAACUUCCGCUCCACGUGGAAACCGACGAACCGGAAGAGCUGGCCGUGUUUUGCGUGCCCAACGAAGGCGACGUCGCUAACGAUUUCCUGUGGAAAGUCGUGGACUCUUUCUUGUACAUCCAGAACGGUUGCGUGAAGUUUACGGUCUCACAUUUCGGAAUGUUCGUGGUGGUAUACUUGCCUAGGGGGUCCAAGAUGACACAAGAAGCAGGCAAACGGCAAGCGCGUGACCGCAUAAAGGCCGCCAUUUUAAGGGAAACUUCGGUGCUCUUCUUUUGCGCACUGGCCCCGAAAAAGGAUUCUUUCUUAACUAUAUUCGAAUGCACAACUCCUGGAAGGUUCCAAAGCCGUAAGGAAUUCUGGGAGCGCGAGGGAUUCACGUUCCAUCCGCAGCUGGUGCACUCCGGACAUUUUCCCGCCAAGCCCAACGAGACUUUCUACUUUGACGUUAAAGGAAACGUUAAACACGUCGACUACAGCGUUGAUGUCGGUCGCCGUAAGCAUCUAACGUUCAAUCCGCGGUCGUACAAGUACCAAUCGUUUUACGUUACUCGAGUCCAGAAAGGUCAGCCGCUGAUUGGGGAACUAACGGUGUACAAGUCGCCAACGGGCGCGGGCAGCUUUCUGACUAGUGUUCCAUUAGAAGUUAUGGAAAACAAAUCAUGUGUGAUAUCCUAAGUUGACCUAGUUACUGCAACUGAUCUACAUAUACUGCCAUCGUGAAUUCGCGCAUUAUUUUACCAAACUGAGCAUGACUGAAUUGCUUUUGUUAAAUCGUAUUGCGAUACGCAUUUCUAUUAUACAUAUCCUCAUUAAAACAACGAAAAUAUUGGAAUUACGUUGAGUUUUAAUACAACAUGUGACGGACAUUUCUUGAUAGCAACAGUUAUUGUACGAUACGUCACACCAGUAGCAAGUUUUUAACACUAUAAGGAGUGAGUGGAGUGAGUUUAUAAUUGUUUCGAUAUACACUCAUAUUAGUUUCCUAUUUUUGAAAUUCAACACGUUUCUGGAAGAUUUUUCUCGUAUCAAAUAUUAUUUUCAAAAAGUUUUUUAAAAAUUAGAAACAAGAUAGGUUAAACAAAACUUGGUCAUUCCAUCAAAGCUCAUGUGCGCUGUUUAAAGAAGUUGACAAUGCAUUUUACAGUGGUCAACAUACUUGAGUCCGGCACAAUAUGACAUAUACCCGAACUUGGUGUGUAUGGUAAAUGUUUAAUAGAUGUUAGGUUGGGAAUA